GUUUGUCUCAGCUCAUACCGCAGCCAAAGCCUUGCCGCGUCUCCUCCCGCCUCGCCUUCAGGGCGGUGUGCGAGGGCGUGCACGUGGACGAGGGGCGGCAGCGCGUGGCGCUGCACGCGGGCACGGGCGCCAUGAGCCUGUGCGUGUCCGUAGCGCUGGCAGCGCGCUCCAUGCAGGUGGACAUCCGGCGCGGUGACAUGGUGCGCGACUGGCAGCGCGUCAGUGACGAGCCGCGCGCCUACUUCCACACGUCCGUGCUGCUGCGCCCUGUAGGGGGCUACCGCGUCGCCUCCACUCCUGAUGGCAUCGCUCUGCCACGCCAGCUGCCUGCAGGGCGGUACUCCGUGGGGUGGCGAGUGAAGGCGCAGCACAUGGCGCCGGACCUGAUGUUCCACGCCGACUCCACCUUCUCCUUCGACAACAGCUCCGCCAUCUGGCGCCGCCACUGCCAGCCGCUCACUGCCACGUGGCAGAUUCUCAGAGUGGGAGACGUGCUGCUGCCAUCAGCUGCCGAGCAACCUGGCAGUACGAGUCCCCCAGCCAUGAUGACAGCGGAGCUGCUGCAGCUGCAGGGAAAGGGACAGCAGCCGCCUGUUGUGAUCGACUGCAUUGUGUUGCAGCAGCGCACGGGGUGA
Messenger RNA from Closterium sp. Naga37s-1, 635 nucleotides. Lineage: Eukaryota; Viridiplantae; Streptophyta; Zygnematophyceae; Desmidiales; Closteriaceae. The record is from the annotation of a GenBank genome assembly.